UAAUUUUUGUCUGCUCUAGAGAUUUGUCACUUGCCUGCUUGCUGAGCUUGCCUGUCAGCAAAUUCAUCUGUAAAACGUUAUCGCAUAAAUACAAAACACAUGACAGUUAACCAAAGAGUUAAAACCUUAGUUUGUGGAUAUUUUGGAUCUACUAGGAGUUUUCUUUGCAGAAUAAUACUUAAUUAAAAGGUUAAAUGGAGAUUAACUUUGAUUAAAAUUGUUUGGGACACUGUUGUCAGAUUGAGAUGAUGGAGGAGGACGACGAGAUCAAGGUCAGUGGUGAUCAUCACGACGACGACAGUGAUGACGAUGCUGAUAAAGAAGAUGGCGAUAAUAGUGACGACGAGGACGAAGAUUCUUUUUCAACUUAUACAAAUCAAUUUUAUGCUUCAUUGGCGUCAUCAUCACAGUCGCCAGUAUUGUUGGAUACAAGUCAUCAGACUAAUAAUGAUGUGGCUGUUGUUGAUCCAUCAGACAAUUCAUCCUUCAAUGAUGAUGAUGAGCGCAACGACGGCAGUGAACUUAAUGUUCCACCCGCAGUAUUACGCAAUUCUGACGACGUCAAGUUUGAAAAAUUAAGAAUUAAACAAAACUACAAGUCAAAUAAUCACCGAAGGAGCCAAAGUAAUCAUCGCAAUCCAAAAACUAUUUCUAGUCUAGGCCCUGCAAAAACAAUUCAGAAUCCAACAUUCUGCAUUGGGAGACAAGUAACCAAUAAAGAUCUCCAACCCAAUGCUGCUGCUAAUAAAGUUUCCAACCGUGAAAGAAUCAGACUGGCACAGAAUGAAGAAAUGGAAAACCAAAUUAUCAAGAAGCAUCUUGAAGGUAUGAAAGCCUUGAUUGAUCAAAUUUUGAAAAUGCAAUCUUCUGAAGAGUUUACAGUUCAAGAUGAGAAGCAUGUUGGAAGCUUUAAAGCAUUACAGUCCAAAUUUAAUGAAAUGAGCGAACAAUAUAAAGCUUUUAAGAAUUUAAAGAAGAAAGCCAGCACAACUUUGAGCGAAUCUGAUUACAAGAAACAAAUGGCUAGAGAAAUCUAUAGACUUAAAGGACGCCUACCUGCUUUUGCUAAAAGGACUGAAAUUGAUCGCCACGUCGACUGGUUUCCUGAAUCAGACUGGAGAGUUCUCAUCAUUCAAGGACAAACUGGUAGUGGGAAAAGUACACAAAUUCCACAGUAUUUGGCAGACCAUCCAAGCUUUGCAGGAAAACGGAUCAUUUGUACUCAACCUAGGAAAAUUGCAGCCGUUUCUUUAGCAAAACGAGUUUCAAUUGAAUAUUCAAACGAUCCAUGGGCAAAACCAGGUCAAGAUAUCGGAUAUCAAAUUGGGGGUGCAAAGGUUAAAGAGAGUCGAGUCGAAUUUGUAACGGAAGGUAUCAUGCUGGAAAGAAUUAUGUCAAACAAACCAUUCACAGACGUUGGAUGCAUUAUAAUCGACGAAGCCCAUGAACGCAGUAUAAUUUGUGAUAUUCUGCUUGGAUCAUUUAAAAAAGCGGAUAAACGUUGGAAGGAUAUCCUGAUUGUCAUCAUGUCUGCCACGAUUGAUAUUGAAGAAUUUUCAACUUUCUUUAAUAAUGCUCCCAAAGUGGAGAUGGCCGGUCGAACAUUUCCAAUCGAAUUCUUCUAUCAUCCGCUUCCAGAUAGUGCGACUUCGGAAAUGUCUUACAUUCGGAGGGAGGUUGUAAAAAAGGCCGUGGAUAUUCACUCACGUUGUGGAUCCGUGAUAAGUGGAGAUAUCUUGUGCUUCCUCCCCGGUCAGGAGGAUGUUUUAAGUGCGAAGGAGGACUUUGAAAGGGAGAUGACGAAAAUUAAUGGACGUGAUAAUUGCAAAUAUUUCGCCACGAAAGUAUAUUCCCUGUUUGGACGGCAAGAUCCGGAGCAGCAGGAGGAAGUAUUUCAAAAACUGGGGACAAAUAUCAGGAAAAUAAUCUUCGCAACCGAUAUAGCUGAAACUUCUAUCACGAUCGAUGGAGUGGUAUUUGUGGUAGACUCUGGAGUCAGGAAGGAAAUGAUCUUUGACCCCAAAAGGAAUAUUUCUACGCUUAAGCUUACGACGAUAUCAAAAAGUUCCGCUACCCAAAGGGCAGGUCGUUCAGGCAGAACACAACCUGGCGAAUGUCAUCGUCUGUAUUCUGAAGCUGACUUUCAAAGUAUGAGUUCGUCAUCAGCCCCUGAAGUUUUUCGGAAGCCAUUAUCACUCGCUGUCCUAUCCUUAAUUGAGAUGAACAUUGUGCCCAUGGAAUUUGAAUGGAUAAGUUCCCCUUCCAAGGAUGCAAUGUCUGCUGCUGAAGAAGAAUUGCGUUAUUUGGGCGCGAUUGAUGAAGAGAAUAAGACAACUGCACUAGGAAAAUUAAUUUCAAAAUGUCAGCAAGAACCAAAAUUAGUUCGAAUGAUUUAUCGUGGCUGCCAAGAUGGAUUUGGCAUGGCUGCUGUGACCAUUGCUUCUAUCUUCACCGUUGCAAACAUGUUUUACUACAUUGGUGCAGAUGAAGCGGGGAAACAAGAGUCUAGAAAAUCAAGAAAUACAUUUGCUCUCGAAAGUGGAGAUGUCGUUACAAUGUUUCGAGUAUUCCAAGAAUAUUUGAGCGUGUCAGGAAUGAACGGGGACAGGAAGAACGACGAUGACGACAACAAAAGAGAAGAAACUGAAAAGGUAGUUAAUCAAAGGAAACAAGGUGGUGUCUGGUGUCGAAAGAACUACAUUAAUGGAAAAGCCAUUGGCUUGAUAAUGUCCACAAGGAAGGAACUUGUUCAGUUAUUUAGAUCGACAGAUAUUUGGAAUAGCCAAUUAAAUCAAACGAAUGAGCCAACGGACAAUGAACUGAGACGUAUCAUAUUCGCAGGUUACUUUCUUCAUACUGCUCGAUUAAUUCGUUCUCGCAAAUCAAAAUUGCCCCAAUAUUUUGCUGUUCAUCCUUCGGUGACUGGAAGCUUGGAUUUCAAAUCAGCCCUGGUACACCACACCACUACCAAGAAUACACAAACUCCAGAAUGGAUAGUUUAUGAAAAAAUCUUGCGACUAAAAACCACCCUUCUCCCAACUUCUACGCCCAUCGACUUUUCUUGGAUCGGUGAAGAGAGUCCAGCUUUUUUAGCGUUGUGCCAUGCAAAACAAGAUGAACUUCCCACUGAGAAAAUUGUUAUCUCAGCAUCGCAGGAAUGUCUAAGGAAUAUUUUUGGAAGAUAUUUCAUUAAUUUGAAUUCGUUAGAAGCGGAAUUAGGGUGCGAUUUGGAUGUUGAUAUCGAUAAUGGAAUUUUAGCUGCGUAUUGCACCGCUGUCAAGAAGCCAAGAGUGGAAGCUAAUCUCAAAAGGAAGGUGCAAAUUUUUAUGCAAGUGUUGAAGGAUCAAGUUGAAGAAGAAGAUUAUUUGGGAGGAACCAGAGUAGUGGUUGGGUUAGGGUAUGAAGUACAAGAAAUUUUAUUUCCACAAGAUUUUAUUACAAUCUUUAUCCGAUCACUUGAUCCGAGCGUAAGUAAAACUGAAUUAAAGUGGCACCUGGAAUUGCACGGAAUUUCUUUCCGAAAUUUGGACCUGCGCUCGUAUGAAACUAAUCAGACUGCUGUUAUUAAAUUUUAUUCAAAAGCGGAUGCUAAAGUUGCACUGGAAGUUUUAAAGAAGGAAAAAUUUAAAGGGAAAGAACUGGACGUUGCUCGUGCUGGGAUGGGCCCAAGAAGGGGAGUGACACAGGAAGAAGUUUGUCGAUUAAAGCUCUCUUGGUCAUUAGCUCCAUCGGAGGGAAGAGCCCAAAUUUGUUUCCACACAGCUGCUGAAGCCAAUAAUUUCGUGGAGACAGUAAGCACACGAUUUGGUGGGGCCAGGGUCACGGCGCUUCAUGGACAUGUGGAAUCUAAGAACUCGAAACACCAACGUAACAAACCACAGCCUCCAGCAAUGGUCUUGAGAGGGAUCCCCGACGGAGCCUGUAGAUAUCGGUUCGUCGUCGAAGAGGAUCUAGAACCGAAUGAACAACAAUUUGAUUAUAGGCUCACGUUGGGAAGCCUUCCUCUCGAUAUUGAUGAACAAGAGUUAUUCAGAAGAGUUAAACCAACGAUUCCGAAAUGGGCAAGAGUUAAUCGUACCGUUAGUACAGCGACAAAAGAAAAAUAUGAAAUUACAAUUUCAGAUGAAGAAUUAAAAGAUAAACUGGCCCCAUUUGAAGAAUACAUUUCAGACGGUCAGUGCCCACAGUUCUAUUCUGAUAAGAAUCUUGGACGUGCAAUCCUAUAUGUUCCAGUGGAUAACAAACUAGCACUUCAGAAGGCAUCAAAAAUUGAUUAUUGCUCAAUGAAGGAAGACGUAUAUGGACAACCCCAUCGACUUGAGAUUGAAUAUAACCACACCACUUCUGUUCAUACUGAUUUAUACAAGUUUAUCAAGGAUGAUAUUGUUCAAAUUAAGAAUAUGGCCUACAAGAAAGGGGCACAAGUUUGGGAUAGUGCAGAUUGCAAUAACAAGUAUGGGACAAAGACGACCAAGUCCAAAUUCAUUUUUUUGAAGUUUCGAACGUGUAAUCCUCGCUUAAUUGGAGAACUUCAAAAAAGUUUGGAAUCUGUAUCAAGUUACACAAAAUUCAACCAUGAAAGCCUUCAUCUACUUUUGACCACUACUGGAAAAUUAGAAUUGGAUCGUAUCGGCAAAACUGCCUUUCUCUAUUUAAACCCCCGAAAUAAUGGGCUGUACAUUUAUGGACGCCCAGAAAUUCAAGAGAAAACUAAGAAACAACUUUUAUCAAGUAUCAAGUAUUUCACGACGCUCGAAGUAGUCGAUAGGCCACUAAUGAUUUCAAAAAAGAAGAUAAAUUUACGCCGCGGAAAAGCUUCUGCCGCCGACGUGUCCAAACUUGAACGUGCUUGUAAAAGCAGCGGAGUUGAUUAUUAUGACUUUGUAGGGAAUCGAAUUUUGGUGUCGGGUUCGGAGAAGGCAUUUGCGAAACUCAAGAAUAUUUUGGAGAAGGAUGGUCUGCUUUAUGAGAAGAGUCCUUCCCAUCUUGCUAAACUAAAGGGCCGUCCAGAUUGUACCAUUUGUCUGAUGCCACCAGACAGUGAUUUCAUACAAAGCAGCAUCUGCCCACAUGCUUUCUGCAUUGAUUGCCUACAGCCAAUGUUUAAUAUAAUGCCACCAGCAUUACCGGUCAAAUGUCAAGGAGAAGAUUGUCAAAAGUUGUUAGGAAUUGGAGAUAUUACCAAAACCGCAAAGAAAGAAUCACUCAAAAAAUAUCUCGAAGUGGCCGUUGUCAAAUAUCAACAGGAGCAUUCUACUCUUUUCCUUAUGUGUCCAAAACAAGACUGCGGACAAAUCUUAUGCGCUUCUGAUAAAAUUAUUGGAGAACGAGGUGGCGAAUUUUAUUUUUGCGACGAGUGUGUCACGACUUAUUGCAUUCCGUGCUCCCUGAAAGCUGAAAAACCAUGUAAGAGCCAUGAAUAUGAUACUUGUGAAGAAGCCAGGAGUGGUCUUUCAAACGAAGUUCAAAUCCACGUGCGGCGCAUACAAGAAGAUAUUCUUAAUCUUCAAUGUCCACGAUGUAAAACUGCAUUUUAUGAUUUCGUGGGAUGUGUGGCAGUUACGUGUGAAAGUUGUAAGUGCGGUUUUUGUGGGCUGUGUCUUACCGAUUGUGGUAAUGAUGCACACGCUCAUGCUCGGCAAUGUCCAAAGAAUCCCAAAAAGAAUGAGUACUAUGCCUCUCAGGUCGUAAUUGAUAGAGUUCAUCGAGAAUUAAAGGUGCAAAAGUUACAAGAAUAUCUUAAAGAUAUUGAGAUAAACGGAGCAGAGCCUCGGGUUAUAGAAAGUAUUCGCCGUGCCAUUCGACAGGAUUUGAUUGAUCUUGAAAUUCCUACAUUUUGAAACUAGUAUUGUGUAUUUUUUGAAAUGAUGUGCACUUGGAAAUGAGUUUUUCUUUCUGGUCUAUAUGUAUACUUAUUUAUUGCACUUGUAAUUACUUAUCUCUUGGUUGUUAGUCAUUUAAUUUUAUGGAUAGCCACGCUCCUAAAUCCGGCCCAAUUUCAUUAGUCCAAAGCAAAUUUAAUUUAACUUUUGUAAGUUCUUUCUUUAAAGCUUUUCGUUUUCCGGGUCCUAACUUUUCACCAAACUGAAUGAUGAAUUCUUCCAUCUAUGUAACAAGAUAGUGAAGUUAGUAUUUAGCAAGUUGUAUGUAAAAUUAUAAAAAAAUAUUCAAAAGUAAUCACAUCUUGUAACUCUCGUGUUGUUGUUGAGUAAGGGACCAACGCUUUGAAACCUUCUACUACAGGAUUUGCUACACUUGCACUGAAAAAAUAUUGAAUAAACUCGGCCAUUGUUAUGUAUUAGAGUAAAA
Folsomia candida is the source of this 6309-nucleotide messenger RNA. RefSeq lists its product as uncharacterized. The coding region runs from base 246 to 5840 and encodes 1864 amino acids. NCBI's taxonomy places the organism in Eukaryota, Metazoa, Arthropoda, Collembola, Entomobryomorpha, Isotomidae. Gene Ontology annotation, molecular function: ATP binding; RNA binding. The record is from RefSeq and is a predicted model, not a curated record. Gene Ontology annotation, biological process: nuclear-transcribed mRNA catabolic process, nonsense-mediated decay. The transcript has 8 exons. Gene Ontology annotation, cellular component: intracellular anatomical structure.